Messenger RNA from Stegostoma tigrinum, 4054 nucleotides. It is a transcript of the gene sts, whose product is annotated as steroid sulfatase (microsomal), isozyme S. Bases 535 to 2280 code for a protein of 581 amino acids. The record is from RefSeq and is a predicted model, not a curated record. The transcript has 10 exons. Lineage: Eukaryota; Metazoa; Chordata; Chondrichthyes; Orectolobiformes; Stegostomatidae. Gene Ontology annotation, molecular function: arylsulfatase activity.
AUGAACUGACAUUACAGUUAGUAAUGGACGGCGGGAUACGGAGCCGGUGACAAACCGGGAGCGCUGCGGUUAGCAAGCGUCGCAAACAUGUUAACGCUGUGAAGGACGUAGCGCGGAAUCACGCGGACACUGACCGAGGAGAAGGCCGUCCAUGUCGAAGAUGACAUGAGUAACCGGCUUGAAAUCUGUCGUACAGCUCGCCGCCAUUUCCAGAGGAACCGAUGGCCGACGACGAGCUUCCCAGAGUUACAAUCCAGUGGAUGUCACGGAUAUAGUCCACCUCCGACCGAAAUCCUCCUCUGACCGUACCGUCAACGUAAAUAUAUUCUGAGGUCCACUUUUCGUCACACCCGGAAAACGGGCACGGAUUAAUAUUUUGGUUUGUCAGCCAUCUGAAUGUCAAUGUUGUGACCCAAACGUCGUGACGGAAGCGUAUUCCUCCAUCCACUCGGCACCGCUAUUGUUGUAACUGGUCUUACAAGCAACAAGCAAAACUGUCGAAGGCAAAUAUCCCUCCCUUUUACCUCGGGGAACAUGAAUAUCUUGGUGGCAUUCUUUCUACUAAACUUGGCAAAAGUAAAUCUGGGAGAAAGUACAAGUUCACAGCCCAACUAUGUUCUUAUCAUGGCUGAUGACCUUGGUAUUGGAGAUCUGGGAUGUUAUGGAAACACCACGCUGAGAACACCCCAUAUAGACAGCCUGGCAGAGGAUGGAAUAACGCUGACCCAGCACAUAGCUGCGUCCGCAUUAUGUACCCCAAGCAGAGCUGCUGUUCUGACCGGCCGGUAUCCAAUCAGGUCAGGAAUGACCAGCUACCAAAGAAUAGGCGUCUACAUUUUUGCAGCUGGGUCAGGCGGACUUCCUACAAAUGAGACAACCUUCGUCAAGCUGUUGAAAGAGCAAGGUUAUUCCACUGGGCUUGUUGGGAAGUGGCACCUUGGUUUAAAUUGUGAAUCGAGUGAAGAUCAUUGUCACCAUCCACUCCGCCACGGUUUUGACUAUUUUUAUGGCCUUCCGUUGACCAACCUACGUAACUGCAAACCCAACGGAGGCAACGUCAUCGGUGUGGGGUCCCGGAGUACAGUGCGCACCACGAUCCAGACUGUGACUCUGUCCCUCUUCACACUGCUGCUGCUGAACUUUCUCCAGCUUGUGAGAGUGCCGUGGAGAGCUCUGGGUUUCAUCCUUCUGGCUGUGGCUCUGUUACUCGCUGUCGUAUUGCUUUUCUUCUCCCAAUUUCGCAACCUCAACUGCAUCCUGAUGAGGAACUGGACAAUCAUUCAGCAGCCUUUUUCAUGUGAGAACCUUACACAGAGAAUGACCAAAGAGGCCACAAGCUUCAUGGAACGAAACUCGGACCGUCCAUUCCUGCUCUUUAUGUCUUUCAUACCUGUCCACACGGCACUCUAUGCAUCUCCAGAAUUUUUAGGAAAAAGUAAGCAUGGCUUGUAUGGUGACAGCGUGGAGGAGAUGGACUGGAGUGUAGGACAAAUCUUGGCUUCCUUGGAAAGGCUUAAUCUAAGCGACAGAACUCUGGUUUACUUCACCUCUGACCAAGGGGCCCAUGUUGAAGAGAUCUCUGACACUGGAGAGGUCCACGGAGGAUGGAAUGGUAUCUACAAGGGUGGAAAAUCAACAAACUGGGAAGGUGGUAUCCGGGUGCCCGGACUCCUCCGAUGGCCUGGAGUGUUAACAGCGGGCAGGAGCAUUGAUGAGCCUACCAGCAACAUGGAUCUCUUCCCGACGAUUGUCAAACUCUCAGAAGCCACAAUGCCAACAGACCGGAUCAUCGAUGGCCACGACCUGAUGCCUCUGUUACUAGGUGAAGUACAGCAGUCGGGACAUGAGUUUCUCUUCCACUACUGUAAUAGCUACUUAAGUGCAGUUCGCUGGCAUCCAAGGCACAGUUCCUCUCUAUGGAAAGCUCACUUUUUCACACCAAACUUCUAUCCAGAGGGAAAACAGGGUUGCUUCGACACACAUGUUUGCUUGUGCUACGGAGACUUUGUCAGUCAUCAUGACUACCCUUUGCUCUACGACCUCUUGAGGGACCCAUCAGAAUCAUUGCCAUUGACACCUAGCUCGGAAUCCCAAUAUCACCAGAUUCUGGAAGUGAUGCGGAAGGCUGUAAGCAAGCACCAGGAGACACUGACCCCAGUGCCUGAUCAGUUAUCACUAAAUAAUGUGAUUUGGAAGCCUUGGCUCCAACCAUGCUGCAGCACUGUGUGGAACCACUGUAAUUGUGAUAAAGAAAGGAACAGAAGCACAGCUUUGGAUUGAACAAUGGAUUAGAUACAACUCCCUCAUCUGAGGCCUGAGGAAAGAAGUGCAUUUGGGAUAGCUGUAUUUUUCUUUCCCUCUCUCAUUGUUUGCUAUGUACAGUCUUUCCUCCCCUUUUUUCUUUAUUUUUGCUUUCUGCCUCCCAUGCUCUUUCUCGCGCUCUCUUUCUCUCACUAUCUCUCUCUCUCACUCACUCUGUUUCCUCUAACAUGGACACUCUCUCUCUGUCCUUCUUUACAAACAUUCUAUCUUUCUCAUUCCCCUGUCAUUACAUUUAUUUGGAGUAAUAUACUGGCUGCGACCUGCUGCUUUUGAACUGAGAAUGAUACACCCAUGCAUCACUGAGUGUUCUACCAAAUUCAGGUUCAUGCAGGGUUGAAGAAAAUUUUCUGUAAAUCUAACAGUCCCCCAAAUCUAAUUUGGAAGUAUUUGACACGUUUGAAGAAGACAGAAUGCUGUUCUCAAUCUUGUUCUUGUUUUUAAUUCCCUUCAUGAGUUUGGCCACUUAGCAGCUACUGUUCUCCAGUUCUACAUAGCUCCAAAGUCCACCCCUGACAUUCUCCCAGGUGAGAAUGACUUGAGCCUUCAACUGCCUGACUCCUCCUCUCCAAGAAUUCCUUCAGUACAGCCUCUCCAUCUCUGUUCUCUGCUUCUGAAUGCUUUCUCAACAGCGAAUUAUUUAACUGAACAUUUAAUCUCUCUUCCUAAUGCCUCCUUUCCUCACUAACUGUUUUCAAUAUGUCACCUGUAAAGCACCUUGGGACCUUAUGACAGAUUUAAGUCCAUCAAUUGUGGCUAUUGACAUUCUUUUAUUAAUGAGCACAAAAUCCGCAAUACUGUAAAUAGGAAAAAGCCUGACUCCAGUUUCAACACGUGCUGCCAGGCAGGGUUGUGAUCAUUAUUGAUAACAUCUAUCCAGUCUAUAUUGAGAUGUGUUGACCUCAGUUCAGGCAUUGAUAUUAUAUAAUAUAUAUCACCUAUAUUAAUCAUUCCUUUACUAUGCAAAAGAAGGAAAGGGAGAGAAGCCCAUUCGUAUCCUGAUGGUUUUGUUCUGAUCUCAGGGAGGAGUUGGGUUUUCACAAGCACUUGCCUAAUCAACAAGAGAAAAUCUUGAUCUUCUACUGACUUCAGCAUUUACAGAAGACCAACAGACGUCAACUUCAGGAUGUGCUGUAAUAGUAGCAAGCUGUAUCUCAUGGCCUGAGAGGGGUAUUACACAGAGAAGCAUCUCAGCAAUCUCUAUGACUGCAUAACUGACUAAUACCUCAUGCACUGCAUGGUGCUGCAACAUGUCCCCUAGCAGCAAGACCACAGAAGGUGUGCCACUGUACAGAUUUUGCAUAUGUCCGGUGUCCUAUAGGAAAAAUUGGGAUUUCAGAAUUGGUUGUACAAAGUGAAAUUAAGACUCGCAUUUAUAUAGGUGCAUUUCAGGACCUCACGUUGUCUCAAAGUGCUUCACAGCCAUGGAGAUACUGCUGAAGUGCAGGCACCGUUGUAAUGUAGGAAAUCAACGGAGUUGCAUUAAAAAUAGGGUUAAAAGCAAAAAUAAUCAUGGCCACUUAGGAUCAUUUGAAACAGUUUUAUCUUUAAGGAAGUUAUUGAGACAUUUCAGAGGAGCAAGCAGUUGCUCAGUCCUUCCUAACUCUCUGAACAUAACUCGGUCUUUGAGAUUUAUUUUAUAUAUACAAUGUCCUCAGAUAUAAACUGUGAUUGCUAAUGUUGGAAUAGAUAUUUUACAAAAGGGAUUUUCAAAUAAAAAAGACACAGAUACAAA